This is a messenger RNA of Nymphaea colorata (pocket water lily), 2410 nucleotides long. Its product is annotated as outer envelope protein 80, chloroplastic. The coding region runs from base 80 to 2095 and encodes 671 amino acids. Gene Ontology annotation, cellular component: outer membrane. Gene Ontology annotation, biological process: embryo development ending in seed dormancy; chloroplast organization. Lineage: Eukaryota; Viridiplantae; Streptophyta; Magnoliopsida; Nymphaeales; Nymphaeaceae. The transcript is spliced from 16 exons. The record is from RefSeq and is a predicted model, not a curated record.
CGCGCACCGGAGCCAGUGGCCGCUCCAUCCAUUUACUGUCGCCAAGCCACUGACUUCCGGCGGAAAAGCCUCGACAAAGAUGUCGGAACACGAAAGCCCUCACCUGGACCGCCCGGAUUCCGUCCUCUUCGUAUCAUCUUCUAUAAAGAUCCCGCGUCCAGUCCACCGUCGCCUCUACCGGUUCCCCUUCAGCCUUCCCAAAGCCCUAAAAGCCUUCAUUCCCCUUCGGUCCUUUCCUCAUAUCGGCAACCGCGGCCUUUUCUGCGCUUCCUCCCUCGUGGUAUCUAGGCCGGAGAAAGCCGCUGCAAAUGCGCCGGACAGAGAGGUCAGCGGCGCUGUUGUCCGGGGGAGCCGGCACACGAAGGAGGACGAGGAGAGGGUUUUGAUAAGCGAGGUUCUGGUCCGGAACAAGGAUGGAGAGGAGCUGGAGAACAAGGAGGUGGAGGCCGUGGCGACAGCAGCACUGAAGGCCUGUCGGCCGAAUUCAGCGCUCACCGUUAAGGAGGUGCGAGAGGAUGUGCUCCGGGUGAUCGACAGUGGGUUGUUCUCGUCUUGCAUGCCUGUUGCAGUCGAUACCCGUGAUGGCAUCCGGUUGAUUUUUCAGGUAGACCCGAAUCAAGACUUUCAAGGCCUGAUAUGUGAAGGAGCAAAUGUUCUUCCUGCCAAGUUUUUGGAAGAUGCAUUCCGCGAUGGAUAUGGAAAAAUUGUCAAUGUUAGGCACUUGGAUGAAGUCGUAGAUUCCAUCAAUGGGUGGUAUAUGGAGCGUGGCCUCUUUGGAACGGUGUCAGUUGUUGAGAUGCUUUCUGGUGGAAUCCUUAAACUAAAAGUUUUAGAGGCUGAAGUGAACAACAUAGCCAUUCGUUUCCUUGAUAGGAGAACUGGUGAGCCAACUACUGGAAAGACAAAGCCUGACACAAUACUUCAACAGCUAACAACCAAAAAGGGGCAGGUCUAUAGUCUCCAACAAGGAAAAAGAGACGUGGAAACAGUUCUAACAAUGGGGAUCAUGGAAGAUGUGAGCAUUAUCCCACAACCGGCAGGAGAUACUGGUAAAGUUGAUCUUACAAUGAAUGUUGUCGAGCGUGCUAGUGGUGGCUUCUCUGCUGGUGGUGGCAUUUCAAGCGGGAUAACAGGUGGCCCUCUUUCAGGCUUAAUUGGGAGCUUUGCAUAUUCACACAGAAACUUGUUUGGGCGUAAUCAAAAACUUAACAUAUCACUGGAAAGAGGACAGAUUGAUUCAAUAUUCCGUAUUAAUUACACAGACCCUUGGAUUGAAGGAGAUGAUAAGAGGACAUCAAGAUCCAUAAUGGUCCAGAACUCAAGGACACCAGGGGUCCUUAUUCAUGGGGAUCAAUCUGAUCAUGGUGGAAUAACAAUUGGUAGAGUAACUGCUGGCAUUGAAUUCAGUAGACCUUUCAGACCAAAAUGGAGUGGGACUGCAGGACUUAUUUUUCAGCAUGCUGGUGCUCGUGAUGAUCAUGGAGAACCGAUCUUUAAGGAUGCAUAUGGCAGCCCAUUAACUUUUAGUGGUAAUAUGUAUGAUGACAUGCUGAUUGCCAAGUUUGAGACUGUAUAUACUGGUUCCAGUGAUCGUGGCUCCUCAAUGGUUGUAUGUACCAUGGAACAAGGGCUUCCGGUAUUCCCUGAGUGGCUUUGUUUCAACAGAGUGAAUGCUCGGGCUAGGACCGGAGUGGGCGUUGGUCCAGCUCGUUUUAUUUUGAGUUUGACUGGCGGUACUGUGGUGGGAAAUUUCUCUCCACAUGAAGCAUUUGCCAUAGGUGGGACUAACAGUGUUCGAGGUUAUGAAGAAGGUGCAGUUGGUUCUGGAAGAUCAUAUGUUGUGGGGAGUGGAGAGGUUUCAUUUCGCAUGUUUGGUCCAGUUGAAGGUGCAAUAUUUGCUGACUACGGUAGUGACCUUGGAUCAGGAUCAGCUGUUCCAGGAGAUCCUGCUGGUGCGAGGGGCAAGCCUGGUAGUGGCUAUGGAUAUGGUGCUGGCAUCCGUGUGGAAUCUCCCUUGGGACCUCUGAGGUUGGAAUAUGCCUUUAAUGAUAGGUUUGCAACAAGAUUCCACUUUGCUGUCGGAUACCGAAAUUAAACGCGAUGGAUUCUCAUCAGCUAUACCGUUGCUUCAUUUUUCACUCAUUUCAGCAUAUAAGGUUUGUCAAAAGUGCUUUGAUAGUUGCAUUUGCAAUUCAGUGGUCCAGACAACGAAAUUGAAAUCUUCCAAUUUUGUUACUGGAAGGUUUGUAAACUGCACAGUUAAUGAGGGGAUCAGAGGCAUUUAUUUGUGGUUAUCCAAUGGAAACUUUAAUUGGUCCUUUUGUAAAAUAUAGCAAGGUUUGCGUGCUUAUAUGUUCGACUAACAGAAUGUUUUCUCAAGAAAGCGCCCAAUUUCAUGCAUUACAAGGUA